AUGUCUCGUUUAAAAAUAUUUUCAGGAGAUUUACCUGAAAUAACAUCUGAAGUCAUAAAAUAUUUUAAAAACGAUUUUUCAACUUUACAUUCAUGUAUUUUAGUCAACAGAUUGUGGUGUCGUUUAGCGAUUCCAUUAUUAUGGGAAAAUCCAUUUUCAAUUCCUACCAGAAAUUGUAAAUUUAUCGAAAUUUACUUAAAUAAUUUAAAUGAUGAUUUAAAAUCAAAAUUAAAUGAAUAUAAAAUUAUUGAUAAUUUAUUUUCUUCUUCAAAUACUCUUUUUAAUUAUCCUGGUUUUUUAAAAUAUUUGAGUACACGGGAAUUAAUUCAUACUAUUGAAAGAUGGUUUGAAAAUGUUCUUAUAAGAAAUAGAAUUUUUAAACGAGACUCAGCAAUAUCUAAUUUAAGAAGUUUAAUUAGUAUAUCAUUAUUUAAAAUAUUUAUUGAAAAUGAAGUAAAAUUACAUACACUUGAUAUUGAGGUCACCGAUCAUCUUAUUCAUAAUUCUUAUCUUGACGAUUUUCUUGAAUUAAUAUUACAAAAACCAAAUUUUAUUUAUAAUGUUAGUAAUUUAAGACUUUAUAUUAUGAAUUCCUCAUUUGAAGAUAAUAGUAAACAUACGUCAAUUAAAAAUCAUAUAUCACAAAUAAUUAAUUCACAUCAAAUUCUUAAAAAAUUGGUAUUAGGUCAUAAUAAGAGAUUUCCUUUAUAUCAAUCAUUAUUGUUAUCAAAGGAUUAUAAUUGUUCAAAUACUUUAAAUACAAUCGUAUUAUAUUCCAUCAAUUUUAAUGAUAUAAACAAUUUAGAUAAAAUAUUUGAACAAUUAAAUGUUUUAGAAUCUGUUCAUAUAAUUUAUUGUUCUUCUUUAAAUACCAGUUUUACUCAACAAAUUAUUAAUUUAACUAAACCUUUAAAAUUAAAAUCUUUAUUUAUAAAUGAGGUAUCACAAAUUGAGUCAUUACAAUUAUUAUUACAAAAUUAUGGUAAUUAUUUAGAGAAUUUUGGAUUUGGAUUUGGAGUUGGUUAUGGUCUAUCAUUAACAUUAUUUAGACAACAAUUAUUAGAAUUAAUUUCAAAAUAUUGUAAAAAUAUCAAAUUUCUUGAUAUAUUUGAAUUUGAAGAUCAAGUUACUUAUUCAGCAUUGAAUUUAAUUGAAGAUAUAAAACAAAAUAUUAAUUAUCUUUCUAUUAACGUCGGUCCAAUUUCUACAAGUUAUUAUAAAAGUGGUUCAAUUAUAUUACGAAAUUUGGGUCAAAUACUUCCUCUUGAAUUAGAUUAUUUAAGUUUGACUCUUAAUGUUGAUAUAACCGAUUUUGAAAUAUUCUUAAAGAAUUCUCAAAAUAUUUUUAUUAACAAAUUAUUAAUCAAUAAUUAUGGAGUUCAUGAAAUUUUACCUUAUAUAAAAAAAUAUAUUAUGAAAGAGAAAAGAGUCAAAUAUUUGGCUAUUAGUGAUGCUAUUUAUAGUAAAUAUACAUGUUUCUCUGACAAAUAUUACUUUGAAUACAAAGAUUUGUUUUCAUUAAAAGAUGAAGUGAAGGAAUUUGAGUUGUAUAAUAUUAAAAUUCAAAAAUAUGAUGAUUUGGUUAUAAGUAGUAGAUUAAACUUAUUAAACUUUAUAAAAAGAUUGGAUUAA
Rhizophagus irregularis DAOM 181602=DAOM 197198 is the source of this 1632-nucleotide messenger RNA. RefSeq lists its product as uncharacterized. Lineage: Eukaryota; Fungi; Glomeromycota; Glomeromycetes; Glomerales; Glomeraceae. The record is from RefSeq and is a predicted model, not a curated record.